CAUGUGAUUAUACUGAUGACAAGGAACAGCUUCGACAACAAACAUCACUUUGCUAUAUAGUGUAUACCUUUAUAAAAGGCAAACCUUCCGGGGUAUUACACAUAUAUUUCCAUAAACAGCACUGAGAUAUGAUAGAUAUUAUCCUUGUACAUAAGACUACUUAAUUACAAUGGCGGAAGUAGAGGUUCAGGAAAGAAAACCAAGUGAAGAAUUUACAGAUGAAUCUGAGGAGGAGGACAGCGAGGAGGAGCCCAAACUGAAGUAUGAGAGGCUCUCCAAUGGGGUGACAGAAAUCCUCCAAAACGACGCAGCCAGCUGUAUGACCGUCCAUGACAAGUUUCUUGCUCUAGGUACCCAUUUUGGAAAGGUCUACCUGCUGGACAUCCAAGGAAAUGUUACACAGAAGUUGGAAGUUAGUUCAGUAAAGAUCAACCAGAUCAGUCUGGAUGAAAGUGGAGAGCAUCUGGGCAUCUGCUCCGAGGAUGGGAAGGUUCAAGUAUUUGGUCUCUACACAAGAGAGGGCUUCCAUGAUAACUUUGACUGUCCCAUAAAGGUGGUUGCAUUGCAUCCUCAGUUCAGCAAAUCAAACUACAAACAGUUUGUCACUGGGGGCAACAAGCUGGUUCUGUAUGAAAAAAACUGGAUGAAUCGCUGGAAGACUUUGGUUCUACAUGAAGGCGAGGGCACAAUCACUAAUGUCCAGUGGAGAGCUAAUCUGAUCGCAUGGGCCAACAACUUGGGAGUAAAAAUUUAUGACAUCAGUACAAAGCAGCGGAUCACCAAUGUGUUGAGGGACAACGUCGAUCUGAGGCCUGACAUGUAUCCAUGCAGUCUGUGUUGGAAAGACAACACCACUCUUAUUGUUGGUUGGGGUGCAUCUAUUAAGAUUUGUGUUGUGAAAGAGCGAAAUCCCACUGAAAUGAGAGAUCUGCCCAGCCGCUAUGUGGAAAUAGUGUCUGCAUUUGAAACGGAUUUUUUCAUCUGUGGUCUGGCACCGCUGGCAGAUCAGCUGGUCACCCUGUACUUUGUGAAGGAGAACUCUGAUCAAAUGGAUGAGGAUUUUCGUGCACGACCUCGCCUGGACAUCAUCCAGCCGCUCCCCGAGGGCUGCGAGGAGAUCUCUUCAGACGCUCUGACUGUACGCAACUUCAAGGACAAUGAGUGUAGAGACUACCGCCUCGAGCAUUCAGAGGGAGAGCCGCUCUUCUACAUCAUCAGUCCCAAAGACAUCGUUGUGGCCAAGGAGCGAGACCAAGAUGACCAUAUUGAUUGGCUGCUUGAAAAGAAAAAAUAUGAGGAAGCACUGAUGGCUGCAGAGAUCAGCUUCAAAAACAUUAAGAGACACGACGUUCAGAAAAUUGGAAUGGCUUAUAUCAAUCAUUUGGUGGAGAAGGGAGACUAUGACAGUGCUGCAAGGAAGUGUCAAAAGGUUCUUGGUAAAAACAUGGAGCUGUGGGAGAAUGAAGUAUACAGGUUCAAGACAAUCGGGCAGCUGAAGGCCAUCAGUCAGUAUUUGCCAAGAGGAGAUCUGCGCCUCAGACCAGCCAUCUAUGAAAUGAUCUUGCAUGAAUUUCUAAAAACUGACUAUGAGGGUUUUGCCACACUGAUCCGGGAAUGGCCAGGAGAGCUUUACAAUAACUUGGCCAUUGUUCAGGCCGUCACUGAUCACCUGAAGAGAGAUCCCACCAACAGCACUCUCCUCACAACCCUGGCUGAGCUGUACACGUAUGACCAACGGUACGACAGAGCUUUAGAAAUCUACCUGAGACUGAGGCACAAAGACGUUUACCAGCUAAUCCACAAACACAACCUUUUCUCCUCCAUAGAGGACAAGAUCGUCCUCCUCAUGGACUUUGACAAAGAGAAAGCUGUUGACAUGCUUCUGGACAAUGAAGAUAAAAUAUCUAUAGACAGGAUAGUUGAAGAACUAGCAGACAGACCCGAGCUGCUGCAUGUGUAUCUCCAUAAACUGUUUAAGCGGGAUCAUCACAAAGGCCAAAAGUACCACGAGAAGCAGAUAGGCCUGUAUGCCGAAUAUGACCGUCCAAACCUCCUGCCUUUCCUGAGGGAUAGCACACACUGCCCUCUAGAAAAGGCUCUUGAGAUUUGCCAGCAGAGGAACUUUGUGGAGGAAACAGUCUUCCUUCUCAGUAGGAUGGGGAACUGCAGAAAAGCCCUGCAGAUGAUCAUGGAGGAGCUUGAGGAUGUGGACAAAGCCAUAGAGUUUGCUAAAGAGCAGGAUGAUGUAGAGCUGUGGGAGGACCUAAUCUCUUACUCCAUCGACAAGCCACCGUUCAUCACCGGCCUCCUCAAUAAUAUCGGCACUCACGUUGAUCCCAUUCUCCUCAUCCAUCGCAUAAAGGAGGGCAUGGAGAUCCCAGACCUCAGAGAUUCACUUGUAAAAAUCCUUCAUGACUACAACCUACAGAUUCUUUUGAGAGAAGGAUGCAAAAAGAUCCUGGUGGCCGACUCCCUCUCUCUGCUCCAGAAGAUGCAUCGAACACAGAUGAGAGGAGUUAGGGUUGAUGAGGGGAACAUUUGCGAGUCAUGUCAUGCUACAAUAUUACCCUCAGAUAUGGCCAAACCCUUCAGCGUGGUGGUGUUCCACUGCAGACACAUGUUUCACAAGGAGUGUUUACCAUCUCAAGGAGCAAUUCCUGGGGUGCAGUUUUGUAACAUCUGCAGUGCGAAGAAGCGAGGGCCUGGAAGUGGAAUCCUUGAGAUGAAAAAGUAGCAAUUGUAUGUGCACACAAUGUUAUUACUAAAGCUUUUGCAACCCCUCCCUCCUUAGUGUUUUAAUCAAUGAGAAUCACUUUCUCUCAGUCCCUUAACUGUACACAUGCAGAAAUGCUAAACAUUUCUUAUUGGACCAUUGCUGUAUAUUUAUAUCUAAAAUGUAAAGUGCUGUGCUGCUCUGCCUCAAACUAAUGUGAUUUGGUGAUGGAAAAAUAAAAUCUCAUACCCAAAA
This is a messenger RNA of Melanotaenia boesemani (Boeseman's rainbowfish), 2968 nucleotides long. RefSeq names its product VPS41 subunit of HOPS complex (gene vps41). Gene Ontology annotation, cellular component: late endosome; HOPS complex. The coding region runs from base 170 to 2734 and encodes 854 amino acids. Lineage: Eukaryota; Metazoa; Chordata; Actinopteri; Atheriniformes; Melanotaeniidae. Gene Ontology annotation, biological process: protein targeting to vacuole; endosomal vesicle fusion; macroautophagy. The transcript has 28 exons. Gene Ontology annotation, molecular function: protein binding. The record is from RefSeq and is a predicted model, not a curated record.